This is a messenger RNA of Drosophila innubila, 1814 nucleotides long. Its product is annotated as coiled-coil domain-containing protein 174. Gene Ontology annotation, cellular component: nucleus. The transcript has a single exon. The coding region runs from base 23 to 1774 and encodes 583 amino acids. Lineage: Eukaryota; Metazoa; Arthropoda; Insecta; Diptera; Drosophilidae. The record is from RefSeq and is a predicted model, not a curated record.
AUUUUAUAUUUGUGUUUUGAAUAUGAACGAUCCAAACAAAGCGAUAAGCGUCAAUUUGUCAUCUCUGCUUAGUUUAAAAGCUGAAUUACAGAGGAAACAACAUGAGGUUAAACUGGCCAAAGCCACCAAAACGUCUGCCCAUGAGUUCAAGCCCAACAAAGUCGCUAGCGAGCGGGAAAAGGAAAAGUCGAGACCAAGCAGUAGUAAGAACAGCAAUUACACGGAGAUAAGUCGCAGCGAUGAUGUUAAGGUGUAUGAAGCGGAGGACUAUGCGCAGUUGGAUAAAUCCCGACGUGUCCUGGAGGCAAAGAGUAAGUUCUAUGAUCGUAUGAGCCGCACCGGAGGCAGCCUCAAUUCCGAUGACAAUUGCUUGGUAAUGUUUAAUCGCAAGCGACAGGAGCAACAGUUCGACCAAGAGCAGGAACCACAAAUCUCUGCUCAACGUGAACGACUGAUUAGCAGCAGCAGUAGCUCUAGUGACAGCACUGUUGACGCUGGCAAUGACGAUGACGAAGUGGAGUACGUCGAUUGCUUGGGAAGAACCCGAAAAUGUUUGCGGAAGGAGCUCGAGGAGGCGAAGCGACGUGACAAGCAGCUGGCAGACAGCAUGCCGGAGAGAUUGGAUCAGAGCAAAGCCAAUUGGAUGAUAGACACGAAAGGGAAUACCGGCAGCAACCACAACAGCGACGAGGAUGAGCCCAUUUAUGGACCACGAGCCACAGAAAGUGUGUUCAGUGAAGCUCUUUCCACGAUGACAAAGCAUGAUGAGCAGCGCAUUAACUGGGAGCGCAAGGAGCUGGAGAAUUUCGAUAAACCAGAUGUACAUUAUCAGGAUGUCUUCUUCGACGAGGCUCGAACCCACGGCGUGGGCUACUAUGCCUUCUCCACGGACGAGGCCGAGCGCAAGCAGCAACAACGUGAAUUAGAGCAAUCGAGGAAGGCAACGCAGGCGGAGCAAAAAAGACGCGAUGAGCUGCGGGCUCAGCGUGAUAGAAUCGUUGCAGAUCGUGUACUGGCAGCCAAAAAUCGGAUACGAGCUAGAAACGGACUUCCGCCCAUCACUAAAGAAGAUUAUGAACGAGAGCAGCAGCUCAAGGCGGCUGAGGCUACGGCCGAAAGCGCGGCAAGGCAACGCGAACAAAAUGAAAAGGAUGAGAAGCUGGCGGCGCAAAAGGCGGCCGAGGAUGCAGAACGCGAAGAGCUACGCAAGGAGCACAUACGCGACUGGGACAGGGACAAAAGCGGUGUGCCCAAGAAACACGAUGACGGGGAGCAGGCACCCGAGGAAUGGCAGUACAAGGCUGAAAGACUACCCAUGUCCCAGGAGCAAUGGAACGAGCAGCAGCGUGCAGUGCGUGCACCUGAAUUUGCACCCAUGCCGGAAGUGAUGCUGAAACGAACCAAUUUCAGUAGUUCGACACCGUCAUCGUCCAUGUGGCAAAACAAAGAGUUUAACAGCUUUCAUUCGACCAAACGAGAAAAACAAUUCCAACGCCGCAACUAUACAAAAGCCACCGACGAUCUGCAACACGAGGAUGGUGAAGAAAACGAGGAAUCCGCAACAAGCUCAGAGCAUUCUCGACGUUAUGGAGCUGCUAUACCGCCACCUGAUUCUUUGGAUUCUUCUUAUAGCGGAUCUUCAAUCCCCAAGCGGCCAAAAACACAGGAUGAACUGGAGCGCUCCAUCUCGGCGGGACUGAAAUUUCUGCGCGAUAACUGUGACAAGGGAGUGCUGGGAAAUAAGGGUACCUGGACAGCCAAGGCGGAUUAUUAAUGAGCACAAAGAAUAAAAUAAAUCGAUUGUCGUUCGUAUG